Messenger RNA from Sinocyclocheilus rhinocerous, 1322 nucleotides. RefSeq names its product SH3 domain binding glutamate-rich protein like (gene sh3bgrl). The record is from RefSeq and is a predicted model, not a curated record. Gene Ontology annotation, cellular component: cytoplasm. The transcript has 5 exons. The coding region runs from base 520 to 867 and encodes 115 amino acids. NCBI's taxonomy places the organism in Eukaryota, Metazoa, Chordata, Actinopteri, Cypriniformes, Cyprinidae.
AUACUUUUAACGAGGCACAACCGGCAAACCUUUGAGUUUUUUGCCAUUUCAGCGCCGUUUAGUCACGGGGUGAUUUAUUUCUGCGAGUUCUGUAACGUUACUCAAGAUGGCGCCCUGCAGUCGAGUCGGGUUUUAGGGGUUGUUUGUUUAGCAAGCCUGCAGAUGAUUAAGACAAAAAAUAAGAGCAGCUCUGUCAUUUUGUGACAUUUAUUUGCUGGAAACCAUUCACACACACACACACACACAUGUGUCACAGAAAAGUGCGCAUUUUCAACUAAAACUUCAGUAUCAAGGAAAAGUGUUCAUCAUGACAACACCCACAUAUCACAGAGUGAUCGAGCGAUCUUAAUCACACUGAGAAUCACGCGGUUAAACUCAUAUCUAGCGCACUCGGCUGUUUCUGAUGAACAGGAAGAGUUCGGCAGAGGCGGGGAAUGAGGAGAGAGAGACCGAGAGACGGGCCAAAACAAGAGUUUGAUCGCUGUUUGCUGCUCUGUGACACCCGAGGAACCUGACACUAUGGUGAUUAAAGUUUACAUCGCGACAUCCUCCGGAUCGACAUCGAUCAAGAAACAGCAGCAGGAUGUCAUGGGCUUCUUGGCAGCCAAUAAGAUUGAGUUUGAGGAAUGUGACAUCGCAGCUGAUGAAGACAACAGGAAGUGGAUGCGAGAACACGUCCCCGAGGAUUUCCGACCGGCAACAGGGAACCCUUUACCUCCUCAGAUCUUCAACGAGGACAGAUACUGUGGGAAUUACGAGGCGUUCUUCUGUGCCCGUGAGGACAAUGCAGUGUAUGCGUUUCUGGGCUUGACGGCGCCUCCAGGCUCAAAGGAAGCAGAAGCGCUGUCUAAGAAAACGCAGAUGUAAUCUAGAAAAGCGGCUCUAGCAGAGCUGAAGAACUCCUGCACUUUCUGAUGAUUGAGUUUCUUUUCUUGUUGGUUCUUUUUUUUUUCUUUGCACCCAUUAAAUUAUGUGAUGAAUUAUUUGUCCACUCAAAAGUCCAUCUUAUUGAUUGAACUGUUCAAACUGAAAAGAAAGCAUGUCUGCAGUCGUCCAAAUAGACGAGCAAACUUGAUUUUAAUUAUAUUUAAUCAUUCCUCUAAUGUUUAAGCAUGCAGUUUUUGUUAUGUUUAUGCUUGAAUGUUCUUGAUUAUGUAUGCGGUUCAAGUUACAUUUAAUACGUGCGCAUAUAUUCAGGGUUUCUGGUGGUCUUAAAAACUCUUAAGUCUUAAUUUUACCUUUCACAAAUUAAAGCCUUAAAAGGUUUUAAUUCGGAGCAGAAAGUCUUACAUUCAUAAAGGCAGGGGGUUAAAUGCUUCAUG